Salarias fasciatus (jewelled blenny) is the source of this 1797-nucleotide messenger RNA. It is a transcript of the gene igfals, whose product is annotated as insulin-like growth factor binding protein, acid labile subunit. NCBI's taxonomy places the organism in Eukaryota, Metazoa, Chordata, Actinopteri, Blenniiformes, Blenniidae. Gene Ontology annotation, cellular component: plasma membrane. Gene Ontology annotation, molecular function: protein binding. The transcript has 2 exons. The record is from RefSeq and is a predicted model, not a curated record. The coding region runs from base 62 to 1795 and encodes 577 amino acids.
CAAUUGCACAAGGAUCAGUCAUUCAGUAUUCCACAGCAGGACCACUGAGACCUAAGCUGGGAUGCAAACUGUAGUGCUGUUUGUGUUGUGGGGACUGGGGACAUCACUGGUGUUGCCAGACCCGGAGCCAGCAACAGAGCAGGUGGCAGAAGAAGCCAUUCCCUGUUCGAAGGGCUGCACCUGUCUCUACGAUGACUACAGCCUGGAGCUCAACAUGUACUGCAGCGCUCGCAACUUCACGCAAGUGCCGGCGGACAUGCCAGCAUCGACCCAUUCUCUCUGGCUGGAUGGAAACUUGUUCACCUCGCUUCCAGCUGCAUCUUUUAGGGAGCUUACAAACCUGGAUUUUUUGAACCUGCAGAAUGGCCAGUUGACGACCCUUGACCCACAGGCCUUCAGAGGACUUAAGACACUUGCACACAUCCACCUUGAGCGGAAUCGCCUGCGCGUGCUGCCUGCUACAAUUUUCCAGAAUACACCAAACCUAGCUUCACUAAGUCUGCAUAACAAUCAGAUCGGUCGCAUCGAGGACAGACUCUUUGCCGGACUUUCACAAAUGUGGCUUCUUAAUCUGGGAUGGAACUCAAUUACGGUCUUACCUGAGGCAGUUUUUCAAGACCUGCAAGGCCUUCGAGAGCUGAUUCUUGCAGGAAAUCGACUCGCUUACUUACAGCUACAGCUUUUUCAAAAUCUUGGUGAGCUUAAAGAGUUGGACCUGACGGGAAAUUACCUCAAGGUGAUCAAAGCCAAUGUAUUUGCGAAACUUACAAAGCUGCAAAAGCUUUACCUGGCCCAGAAUCAAAUUGUGACUGUGGUACCGAGAGCUUUCGUGGGCAUGAAAUCACUCAGAUGGCUGGAUCUGACAAACAACAAGCUGGCCUCUCUGCAUGACGACACCUUCCUGGGCCUGCACAGUCUUCACGUACUGCGCCUGUCCAACAACUCCAUCAAUGCAAUCAGGCCCAGAACUUUCCGUGAUCUGCAAUACUUGGAAGAACUGCAGCUCAGUCACAACAAGAUUCAAACCCUGGGAGAGAGGAUCUUUGAAGGGCUCGGCCAUCUGGAGGUCCUGCAGCUAGAACACAAUCAGGUGCAGGAGGCCCAAGUGGGCAGUUUCACGGGCCUCUCUCAUGUUGCUGUCAUCAACCUGUCAGGAAGCUGCUUCCUCAGUCUGCCAGACCAAAUGUUCAAUGGCCUGUCGAAGCUUCACAGCCUGCAUCUGGACAGAGGUUGUCUAACAAGGAUCACAGCUCAAGCCUUUACUGGGCUCUCUGGUCUCCGAAGGCUUUUCCUGCAACACAACAACAUCUCUGUUGUGGAGCAUCAGAGCUUUGCAGAUCUAGCAGGUCUGCUGGGACUGGACCUGAGUUUCAACAAGCUGGAAGUUCUCACUAAUGACGCACUCUCUGGCCUCACGAAUGUGGAGUACUUGCUGUUGUCCAAUAAUGAAUGUCAGCAGUUUUUGCAAAAUGGAACAAAACAGUUACUUCCAAAGCUGCGCUACCUGGACAUGCGAGCUAACGCCCUGACCAACAUGGUCCCCGACUUCUCUGACACCAUGGAAAAACUGUUGCUGUCUGGAAACCAAUGGAAAUGUGACUGCAGCUCCCUCCCACUCAGAAACUACAGCCUGAGGAAUCCACAGGUGGUACCUCGGCGAGUCGAGACCCACGCCGAGGGUGAAGAACCCGACUCAACCAUCACCAUAUACAACAACAUCACAUGCACCAGCCCAACACGUGUAGCCGGUCAAGACCUUCGGGAUGUUGACAGUGAACAUUUCCUAACCUGCUAGAG